AUGGCAGACGCCGGCGUGGGAUCACGGAGGGCAUGCGAAGCGCUCAUCGAAGCCGGAGAGGUGACUGUCAACGGGCAGAUCGUGACUGAUCUCCCUGUCUGGGUUGAUCCUGAAGAAGAUCGGAUCGUUGUCCAGAGCAAAGUGCUCCCCAAACCUGAGCGUUUGGUCUAUGUGAUGCUCAACAAACCACCCAGAACUCUGAGCGCCGCGAAAGAUGAGCCGGGAUAUGACCGGAGAACAGUCACUGAGCUCGUCGAUCAUCCCGCCGCACCAAGACUCUUCCCGGUCGGACGAUUGGACUAUGAAACGGUGGGUCUGAUCCUGCUCACCAACGACGGCGAGCUCGCGAAUCGGCUCACCCAUCCACGCUACGGCGUUCCAAAGACCUAUCGAGUCAGCGUCAAAGGCAAGCUCGAUCAAGACGCGAUCCAUGAACUCGAACGUGGGAUCUUCCUCGCACAGCGCAAAGAAGGUCAAACACACGGCGCCAAGCGCACCGCACAUGUGGAGAUCCAGCUCAUCGCACAGGAUCGAGAUUCGACUGUGAUGGAACUCACUUUACGCGAAGGCCGCAAUCGUCAGGUACGCCGCAUGCUCGCGGCAGUGGGGUAUCCGGUCCGUAAGCUGGAACGCAUUGGGAUGGGACCAGUCAAGCUCAAGGGGGUCGCUCGUGGCGCAUGGCGUGAGUUGACGCGCGAUGAGAUCAAAGCGCUCCGCAAAUCUGCAGCGAUCAAAGUUGAGCCGGAGUGGAAACGAUUGGUGUCUGUGGGACGAUUGGGAAUCGGCGGGCUCUAUCGCUCUCAGAUCCCACGCAUGGCGGCGGCGAUGUCGUAUCGCACGAUCUUCUCGAUCAUUCCCGUCAUGGCGAUCGGCCUGCUCAUCUUUGGUUCAUUUGUUUCAGAGGACGAAGUUGAUGCCGGUGUGCGCCGCGUGCUCGAUUAUGCUGGGAUCUCUCAGAUCUCCGCGGCACCGAUCGAGGAGACUCCUUCAGAUGGAGUCGAGUCUGAUCCUGUGCCAAAUCCACAGGACAUUCAGCCGACGACACCUGAAAGCUCUGGGGAUACCGCUGCGAACAUCGAGGAGCUCAUAUCAAACCUCAUCAAUCGAGUGAACACUUCGAUCCGAAAUGUCCCGACAGGCUGGAUCGCGCUCGCAUCGUUGAUCGUGCUGAUUUAUGCCGCGAUGUCGAUGCUGAUCGAGAUCGAGAAAUCAUUCAACCAGCUUUGUGAUGCGCCAUCGGGACGACCUUGGUUGCGCCGUCUGAUGCUCUACUGGACGAUGCUUACCCUCGGCACACUCUUGCUCGCGGCGACCUUCAUCGUCGGUGAUUCACUCGCGCGAUGGAUCAUCUCCGUAUCAGGUGAAGGCGGGACAAUCGGAGCGACCUUCGCAAGCUUUGGGGUCUCGGUACUGAUAUCGACAGUACUGAUGCUCGUCGCGUUUCUCACGAUCCCGAACACCAAGAUCAAGAUCCGUCCGGCGCUCGCUGGAGCGUUCAUGGCUGCGAUCCUCUGGGAACUCGGGAAAGCCGCGUUCACGAUGUACCUCCGCAACGCGACUGGAUACACCAAGUUCUACGGCUCGCUCGCGAUCCUCCCCCUCUUCCUGCUCUGGGUCUAUGUCACCUGGGUCAUCGUGCUGCUUGGUAUGCAAGCAACGCACGCGCUCCAGCAUUUCACACGAUUGGUCAACAAGGGACUCGCAACUCUCAGCGGCGAGAGUGACAGUUCGAUCCCUGUAUUGCUCGAUCCGCUCAUCCUCAUCGGAGUGGGUGGGGUCAUUGGGAAUCGUUUCGUCGAUGGACACACCACAACUGCGGAUCAACUCGCAACGGAUAUGGACAUUGAGCCGGCGCUCGCUGCGACGCUGCUCAACGCACUCCAUAAAUCUGACCUGCUGAACCUGAUCUCACAAGGUGAGGAUGCUGACGCGGCGUACACGCUCGCUCGACCAGCUGAGCAGAUUCACCUGACCGAGCUACUGGAUGCCGGGGAACAUCUCGAUCGUUUGCGUGAUCAAUCACGAGCGAAGAUUCCCGGAUCGAUCUUGGGCGCCCACACAAUGGGUCUUUCUCCAGCGUUUGAAGGGAAAGAAACGGGGUUUGUGCCUAGAAUCAAGGUUCCUAUGCAAAGAGUACAAAUGUCCGAGUUCAGUGUGUAUCUUCAGCAGCGCCCCGGCGAACUCGCGGGCGUUCUCGACGCCGCGAAAUCAGCGGGAGUCGAGAUCACAUCGAUCUCCACAACCGAAUAUCAGGACCGCGGGUGCGUGCGUUUGCUCGGCACACCUGAGCAGUCAUUACGCCAGAUGUGUGAGUCGCUUGUUGACGCAGGGAUUGGUCCAAUCGUCGAAGCUCCAGUCAUUGGAGUCAGCGUCGAGAACCGUCCAGGCAUGAUCCGCGACCUCUCAGUCCUCAUGGCCGACAAUCGGAUCAAUAUCCGCUAUUGCUACCUGAUCCCAGGCGCUGAGGGGAUCGAUGGUCCUGUCUGUGUGUUCCGCUUUGAUGAGCAUGAUCGAGCGAUGGAUCUGAUCGACAGCGCCGAUUGGCCGGCAGCUGAGUUGCACAUGGAUUCUGACGAUUCCGCCGGUGAAUCUGCGGCGUAA
Messenger RNA from Symbiodinium sp. CCMP2592, 2601 nucleotides. The record is from the annotation of a GenBank genome assembly. NCBI's taxonomy places the organism in Eukaryota, Dinophyceae, Suessiales, Symbiodiniaceae.